CGGUGACAUCUCCAUCCCGGCGGUGACAGCCUCCCCAGCCGCCGCUGGCAUCGGCGGGGAAGGGAUGGAGAGCCACGGGGAGCAGCGGCUCUCGGCCGGCGGCGACCUGCCGCUCUUCUCCUGCCCUGGAAACAGGGACAGGCCAGGGGACAACCAGAGCAACACCCCCGGACAAGAGGGGCCAGUGGCCGCGCUGCCCAUGGUGCACAGAACCACCUCCUUCUCCGUGCUCGACAUCCUGGACCCUAACAAAUUCAACAGCAAAAGGCGGCAGUGCGGGCUCUUGUACAAAUCGGUGGGGACCGAGUUCACGCUGGGGACGGAGGACAAGCCCGAUGACUCAGGGACGGAGCUGCCCGAGCAAAAGGCUCUGGCUGAAGAUUUCGACACGUGCAAGAAGUCCGCAGACCUGAUCAAGGACGGCGAGCUCUACAAGCCCGAGGAGUGCGACCUCGACUACAGCAGCCGGCCGAGCCGCAGCCCCGACAGCGAGCUGCCGGACGACGAGGAGCUGUGCAGCGAGGAGAGCAGCAGCGGCAGCACCACCAGCUCGGCGGCGCCCGGCGAGCCCGACCCCGGCCACCUCCACGCCGAGCCGGGCGAGGCGGGCGGUGUCCCACCCCCGCCGCCACCGCCACCGCCCCCGCCGCCUCCCCAGCAGCAGCCGCCGGCGGCUCCGGUCGCCGGGCAGCAGAGCCAGCAGGCCAAGCCCAAGAGGAAGCGGACGGGCUCGGACUCCAAGUCGGGCAAGCCCCGGCGGGCUCGGACAGCUUUCACCUACGAGCAGCUGGUGGCGCUGGAGAACAAGUUCAAGUCCACCCGGUACCUGUCGGUCUGCGAGCGCCUCAACCUGGCGCUCUCCCUCAGCCUCACCGAGACGCAGGUGAAGAUCUGGUUCCAGAACCGCCGCACCAAGUGGAAGAAGCAGAACCCGGGGGCCGACACCAGCGCUCCCACCGGCGGGGGCGGCGGGGGUAGCGGGGCGGGGGGCGGGCUGGGCGGCGGGGCGCUGCCGGGGGGGCUCAGCCCCCUCAGCCACUCGCCCCCCAUGGGGAACCCGCUCUCCAUGCACGGCCCCGGCAGCUAUGCCGGACACCCCGCGGGCGGGCUGGUCUGCGCCGCCCAGCUGCCCUUCCUGCCCAGCCCCGCCGUCCUCUCGCCCUUCGUCCUGGGCUCGCAGACUUACGGCGCUCCGGCUUUCUACACCCCGCACCUAUAAGCCCGACGCUCGUUCCUCCUCCUCCUCAUCCCCCGGCCCCUUCCCGCUGCUCCCCGCCGUCCCUGAAGGGCCGCCCGGCUGGGCGCUUGGGGGACCGGUCACCGUGCGGCUUUUCCGUCCCCCCCAUACCCAAACUGUGAAACCAACAACCGCCUGGCAGCGGCCCCGGGAGGGGAAGGGGCGGCCAAAGGAUCCCUCGGCCCCACCGACCCCACGGCGGCUCCACCGCCCAUGAUCGUUUCUACGACCCUUUUUAUACGCGACGUGUCCGGACUGAGCUUCUGCGGGGACGAGGAAAACCUCUCUCCCCCUUGUACAUACAAGUAGAUGUAAAUCAUCGUUACCGGUAUUUUUAUUUUCACUGUCCCUCAUUGCUAUGUGGGUUUGAUUAUUCUAUCUUUUUUUUUUUUUUUUUUGCUUCGUUUUUAUUCUGGUCUGGCCACUCUUAAAAGACUUGUAAAAAUAUUAUGUACCCAUUUGACUCUCAGGGUAAAACAGAGAACUAUCGGUUCUGUCCCUCGACAUCGCUGAGGCAACGACGCGCCACUCCCUCCCGUGACCUCACGGUGACCACGGUCAUUUUUUAUUACGUCACAGUUCGACGAAACGCGAACGUGGACGAGCCGCCGCGGACACGCGGGGAAGGGGCGGCGGGGGCGGCUGCUGGGGCGCGGGGUUGUGGUUUUUUCACGUUAAUCAUUUCUGUAUAUUUCUGGUUGUUACAAAAAAAAAAAAAAAGGUUUUAACUUUAUAAUUAAUGUAUAAGGUAUGGGAGCAAUGAGCAAGAGAUGAUAUAGAAAGCACUUUGUUUGCUAAACACUUUAAAUCAAUCAAUAAACUUUAAGAAAACGGCGUUUUGCCGUGGUGGCGAGUCCCUGCUUUUCGGCUGAAUGUUUGUGAGACGAGGUUCGUCUGGAAACCGCCUGGCUCAGGAGACCUUCGGAGGGGUGUUUUGCAUCAUCCUUUUUUC
Molecule: messenger RNA, 2189 nt
Organism: Columba livia (rock pigeon)
Lineage: Eukaryota; Metazoa; Chordata; Aves; Columbiformes; Columbidae
Gene: NKX1-1
Product: NK1 homeobox 1
Exons: 2
Coding region: 65-1219 (384 amino acids)
Biological process (GO): cell differentiation; regulation of transcription by RNA polymerase II
Cellular component (GO): nucleus
Molecular function (GO): RNA polymerase II cis-regulatory region sequence-specific DNA binding; DNA-binding transcription factor activity, RNA polymerase II-specific
Source: RefSeq, a predicted model, not a curated record